This is a messenger RNA of Hordeum vulgare subsp. vulgare (domesticated barley), 1828 nucleotides long. Its product is annotated as AAA-ATPase At3g28580-like. Gene Ontology annotation, molecular function: ATP hydrolysis activity; ATP binding. Bases 104 to 1714 code for a protein of 536 amino acids. Lineage: Eukaryota; Viridiplantae; Streptophyta; Magnoliopsida; Poales; Poaceae. The transcript has a single exon. The record is from RefSeq and is a predicted model, not a curated record.
GCAUUAUACACACACACAAGCACUCACUCAAGUGCCGUCCAUUGCAGACAGAGUUGUAGCCUUUCCAACAAGAAAAACUGACACAAAAUCAAGAGGUCCAGCCAUGGAGGGGGCGAUGGUGGGGUGGUGGCCAUGGUUUGGAUCGGCGGUGGCGAGCACCAUCUUCCUAUGGUCCAUGGUGCAGAGCCACAUCCCGGACACCGUCCGCCUCAACCUCGCCGCUUUGGCCGCCAAGCUCACCGCCUACUUCAACCCGUACCUCCAGAUCACCAUCUCCGAGAACAGCGGCGAGCGAUGGAAGCGGAGCGAGCUCUUCCUCGCCGUUGAGGCCUACCUGAGCGACGUGUGUGCUCGUCGCGCGCGUAGGCUCAAAGCCGAGCUCGGCAAGGACAGCAAGAACAUCCAGGUCUCCGUCGACGACCACGAGGGGGUCACCGACGACUUCUCCGGCGCCACGCUCUGGUGGUACGCCUCCAAGCAGCCACCCAAGGCCAAUGUCAUCAGUUUCUACCCUGGUGAGGACGAGAAGCGCUUCUACCGAGUCAUCUUCCACAAGCGACACCACGACCUCGUCAUCGAUUCUUACCUGCCCUUCAUCCUCGGUGAGGGCCGCACCGUCACCAUCAAGAACCGCCAGCGCCGCCUCUUCACCAACAAGGCCAGCGGCAGCUCGAGCCCUUACGGGGCCAAGAGCGUCUGGAGCCAUGUACCGUUCGAGCACCCGGCGACCUUCGACACCCUUGCCAUGGACCCCAAACAGAAGGAGGACGUCAUCGACGACCUCAUGGCGUUCCAGGAGAGCAAGGAGUACUACGCUAAGGUCGGCAAGGCGUGGAAGCGCGGCUACCUCCUUUACGGCCCGCCCGGCACCGGCAAGUCCACUAUGAUAGCCGCCAUGGCCAACUUCCUCGACUACGACAUCUACGACCUCGAGCUCACGGCCAUCAAGAACAACACCGAGCUACGGAAGCUCUUCAUCGAGACGACGGGCAAGUCCAUCAUCGUCAUAGAGGACAUCGACUGCUCCGCCGACCUCACCGGAAAACGCCGCAAGGACAAGAAGGCCUCCGGCGACAAGGACUCCAAUGACAACGACAAACCCAAGCUGCCAGUGGAGCCAGAGAAGGACGAUGAGACCAAGGUGACACUCUCUGGCCUACUCAACUUCAUCGACGGGUUGUGGUCUGCUUGCGGCGGCGAGCGAAUCAUCAUCUUCACCACCAACUACAAGGAGGAGCUGGACCCGGCUCUGAUCCGGCGGGGCAGGAUGGACAAGCACAUUGAGAUGUCUUACUGCCGCUUUGAGAGCUUCAAGAUACUUGCCAAGAACUACCUAGAUGUCAUCGAGCACAAACUGUUCGGGGAGAUUCAGCAGCUGCUCGAGGAGACCGACAUGUCGCCCGCUGACGUGGCAGAGAACCUGAUGCCCAUGUCCAAGAAGAAAAAGAGGGACCCUGACGUGUGCUUGGCAGGCCUCAUCCAGGCGCUCAAGCAGGCCAAAGAAGACGCAGCAGCAGCCAAGGCCAUGCAAGAAGAGGAGGCCAAGGAUGCUGAAGCAAAGAAAGCCAAGCAAAAACUGGAGGCUGAAGUGAAUACAGCCAAGGAGAAAGAGGAGGCUCAAGUGAAGAAAGCCAAGGAGAAAGAGGAAGGCAAAGACAAAACAUCAGAGGAAGCCAAUGGAGACAGCAUGCAAGCUGACAAGAUGCAGGAGUAGAGUGAGCAUUUCACUACCUGCUCCGUGGCCGAAAGAUAUGGAGUGCUGGUUCAAAUAAAACAUAUGUCACCCAAAUGAAAUGAAAUAAUGCAGCUUCCUUUUCUCAUUUGUUAA